UUUUGAUAUUUUAAUUUUUUAUACCAAUUAUUCGCAAGUAAAAAACUGAAAACGCAAAACGAUUUUAUCGAUUUUGAGAAUGAAAUAUCGAAAAUCAAGUCUUAUACGUCACUCGGUAUAACUCUUCUUACAUUUUAAUCAGCCAUAAAUAAACUACUUGAAUUGGAUUUACAACUUACUGAGUUGCAAUCUAAGAAAUUAAAAAAUAAAAAAAACAUUUAACUAGUUUAAAUUAUAUUAAUAAUAUACUAAUUAUAAUACAAUACAAUAUUAGUCUAUAUAAUAUCAAUUAUAAUAUAAUAAUAAUAUCAUUGUAACAAACAAUAUUCAAUAUCCCGCGCGUUAUCGAAUACAUUUUACUGAUCAGUACUUCAUAGUACACCAUCGAAUGCAAGCCUUCAAGAUAGAAUAAACAAUUUUUUUGUACGUUAUAAUACACAGUGUUUCGACAAUCCUUUAUUUUCCGUGUUUAUUUGAAUAGUUUCUUAUAAACAUAUAACGCCAUUCUACUACUUUAAGUUAAAAGAUCAACGGACUUUGGUAUUCGACAGCAUUCGUCAAGCAAAAUUCAAACAUUGAAACAGAUAUACGAUCAUAGUACGUCAAAUAUAAUUAUUGGACACAGAAGAAAAAAAGUAAAAAAAAAAAUGGACUUUCAGAAGGUCGUUUAUCAAAUACUGCUGUUGUUAUUUACCAUAGAAAUUUCUACGACGUUUGGUAACCAUGAAGAAGACUUGUUCGAAUUAACAUCAACCAGCGAUAGCCCGGGUUUGCAGUACGAACUCAUAGGUAAUGGUAGAGCUUGCGGAAGUAGUUGGACAGUAAACACAUAUAUGGAUUUAAAAUUUUUAAAUAACAGUCUUAGAAAUAUUAGACAAAUGUUAAACUCAAUUGAACUAAUUGCGUUCAAAGACAUUUCUAUAACUUUGUAUCAGUUAAAAAAACACGCGAACAGAUUGGAAAACGAGAUAGGUUUAAUUGUACAAAUGGGUAGACAUAACAAAAAAGUUAAGCGAUCUAUUGAGUUUGGGGGUACGGCAUUAAAAUGGAUGUUUGGAGUAGCCGAUGCUGACGAUGUACGAAGAUAUGAUAGUACGAUCGAUAAAUUAGAAAACAAUGAGAAAGAUGUUAUGCGUAUUGUUCAUGAUCAGAUAUCUAUACUAAAAAGCACAAUAAUUAAUUUGAAUGAUUCCGUUACAUCAUUUAAUGAAAAUAAGAAAAUAUUUGAUGCAAAUAUGAAAGAAGGCGAGAAAAAAGUGAACGAAUUGAUUAUUGAAAUAGCUAAGGAAGACAGAAAAAUCAUUAUUUUGAGUUCGAUAACUCUUUUAGAAAACACUAUAUUUGAAUUGGACAUGUUUAUUAGUAGGUUGCAAAAAGUAAUUUCUAACGUACAGAAUAAUGUAGUAGAUGCGUUUAUAAUAACACCUGACCAAUUGCUUUCGGAAAUAAAAAAUAUUCAGAGUAUACUCCCGGAUGAUUUGAAAAUCCCUGUUAAAUUUGAUGAGGAUAAUAUUCAAGAAAUAUUCAAAAUAUUAAGUAUUGAAAUGCACACAAUAAAUGACAGAUUUAUUUUUUCUUUAAAAUUUCCUCUGUGCCUUAUAGGAAAUUUCAACGUUUAUUACAUAUUACCUAUUUACAUUCCAAUUAAUGAACAUGGUCAAUUUCUGCAUAUGACUAAAAAUUCUAUGUAUUUGUUAAUGGACAAAAUAAUGACCAAAUAUUUUAUAUGGCCAGAUUUAAAUAACUGUAAAGUAGUGGAUAAAAUAUUUGUUUGUGGAUUUAAUGAAAUUAUACAUAAUUGUGACACGGACCCCACAUGUGUAACAGAAUUACUAAAAAAUUCUUUAACUAAACCACCUCAAUGUGAUACUUAUAUCUCUGAAUUCAAAACAGAAAUGUGGUAUCCCUCAUUUUUCAAAAAUCAUUGGUUUUUCGUAUGUGAAAAACUCACUACAAUUACUAUAAUUUGUAAUAAACAGUCUUUCACUCAAAAAAUUAAAGUUAAAAGUUCUGGAAAGUUAUACUUGAAGUCUGGGUGUAUUGCUUACACCUCGAAAGGUGUACUAAAAACUGAACAAGUAUUAAAUCAAACAUAUUUCUCAAUUCCAGUAGACUUAUCUCUUACAAAUGAUUCAUGCUGUAAUGUAUUCAAUUUUUCUAAUCAGGCCUAUCCCAAACCUAUCCACUUCGAUGAAAUAAAAAAUAUUAAAUUUAAUAAAGAUGCGUUCAAUACAAUAAAUAAACAAUUAGACCAACAAGAUAUGUUAAUAAAUUCGCUUAUUGUAGAUAAAACGUAUGAAUUUAUAUACACAAACAAAUAUUUAGUUGUCAUAAUAAUAGUUUUUUUAAUAUAUUUUAUAGCAACAUUUUAUUUAAAUAGGAAAGCAAAAAAAUUAGCUAUAGAAAACAUUAAUUUAAGUUACAAUCCUCCAAGUUCUAAAAAUUAAUUUAGUAAAGGUUCUUAGUACGUAUACCUGAUAUUAUAUAUUAUUAUAUAAUUGUCAAAUACCAUUCACAACAUUUAUAUUAUUUUUUCGGAAGUUAAUAAUUAGUAUGUAGGUAUAUGUUUAUCUUACUUUUUUCUACACUUAUAUAUUGUAUAAAUGUUCUUGUAUAAAUAUAUUUUAUUUUAUAACAUACUUUAAUGAAAUUGUUCAAAUAAUCGAAUGUAUAAUCGGAUUGAAAUGCAUCACCUUUAUAAAUUCAAUUUUAUUUGUUACUUUUAAAGUAAUUACUAAUUUGUAUAGUUGUGUUGUAAAGAUAUCUAAUACACUAAUUAUUUUAUGAUUUGCCUUGGCAAUGAGCACCCUCACUUGUUUAUUAGAUAUUAAAAAAAAAAUUGUAUUAUUACUAUUAUGUACCUAAAAAUUGUAAUAUAUAUGUCUCAUUAUAUACUAUAUCGUGUGUUUUUUAUUAUUACUAUUAUCUCUAUAAAAUUGCUACUUGUAAAGUUGGGUAACUGAAACACCCACUUAGGUUGAAUUUAUAUAUUUUUGUACAUUAUAUUGGGCUCACUGCCCGUAAUAAAUAAAUAAUAAUAAAAUAAUGAGUUUUAGUUUUUAUAAAUUCUUAUAUUUUUAACACAAUAAAUAUUAUAUGUUAUAUAGAAAUUAGUUUUAAAUGUUUUUGAAGAGUUUGUUAUGAAUAUUUUAUAUACAAUUAGAGGACUCGAUUUUCGAUAUUUCAUUUUCAAAAUAUAUAAAAUCGUUUUGCAUUUUUUGUUUUUUGUUUUCACUUUUUUGAUUUGUGAAUAAUUGGUAUAAUAAGCUAAAAUAUCAAAAAUCUAGUGCUAUACGUUAACAGAUUCAACUCUCCUCUUAAACUUUUAUAAGAGGUUUUUUGAUCUAAACCCAGUCAGUCAGCCGUGUUUUUGGAACUAAAAAAUAAGUUUUACUCACAGCCGCGGAUGUCACGGCAAUACGGUAAUGCAAGGACGGUCGCGGGCAUCGUAAUAAAUCGAGCAUAAUUAUUAUACUAUGUUUUAUUUCACGUAAAUAAUAAUAUGAACGUAAUAGGUAUAUAUAAAAAUAAUGCAACGACGUGCGAAGCGCGGACCGCCGAUAACAGACCGGUUUUGACCUGCCGGCGGCCGGCGAGUCUGGAUGUCGGAGCUAGGAGGGGACAAACGCUGCCGCUAGAAACAAAAGCAGCACAUGACGGCCGUAAUUAAAUUUUUUUUACUGUAAAACAUGCCAAUUUUGUUCCAAUAAUACGGCUUACAGAAUGGUUUUAGAGCAAAAUACCUUAAUUAA
Metopolophium dirhodum (rose-grain aphid) is the source of this 3752-nucleotide messenger RNA. RefSeq lists its product as uncharacterized. The transcript has 2 exons. The record is from RefSeq and is a predicted model, not a curated record. Bases 648 to 2447 code for a protein of 599 amino acids. Lineage: Eukaryota; Metazoa; Arthropoda; Insecta; Hemiptera; Aphididae.